Vigna unguiculata (cowpea) is the source of this 1583-nucleotide messenger RNA. RefSeq names its product mitogen-activated protein kinase kinase kinase NPK1-like. NCBI's taxonomy places the organism in Eukaryota, Viridiplantae, Streptophyta, Magnoliopsida, Fabales, Fabaceae. Gene Ontology annotation, molecular function: ATP binding; MAP kinase kinase kinase activity. Gene Ontology annotation, cellular component: cytoplasm. Gene Ontology annotation, biological process: MAPK cascade; protein phosphorylation. The record is from RefSeq and is a predicted model, not a curated record.
CGUCCCUUGUCGUUGAUUCAAAAACAUUAACUGCAACUUGAACUUGUUCCAAAGCCUUGAUUUUUGAGCAUUCCCACUCACUGCAACCAAAGGAAGGGGUUCCCUCUAGAGGGCGGUUUUCCGAUUUGUCGGAAACCGCUCUACCUAUCAACAACCAGUUUGAAAUCACUAGAAAGAAAGAAGAAGCAAUGGUUAUUGGGUGAAGAAGGGGGUAUAAUAAUGCGUUGCAUGGCUUAAGUUUUUGUCUGUCUAUGGAAUGUGUAUGUGCACAGGUUAUUGGAUCGGAUUUGUGUAAAUAAUUUAUGUGGGUGGUGAUGGCGGCGGCGGUAACUAGAAGAAGAGACGGUAUGUGUGGCGUCCACCAAUGGGCGUGGCCUAAACCCAGCAAAUGGGUGAAGGGGAAACUGGUUGGAUGUGGAUCUUUCGGGACUGUGCAUUUGGCGAUGAACAAAUCGACGGGUGGGCUUUUUGUGGUAAAGUCAUCAAAUUCGAGGGCAGGACGUGAGGCUUUGGACGAAGAGGUAAAAAUCCUGAAAAUAGUUAAUUCAUCGCCAUACAUUGUACAAUGUUUAGGGACGGAGGAGGAGGAGGGGAAGUUGAAUGUUUUUAUGGAGUAUAUGGCAGGAGGUAGUUUGGCAGACGUGGCUCACAAGUUCGGUGGGUCAUUGGAUGAAGAGGUGGUUCGUGUGUAUACCAGAGAAAUUCUUCACGGCCUAAACCAUCUUCACCUUCAUGGAAUUGUACACUGCGAUCUGAAGUGCAAGAACGUGCUUUUGGACCCACAAGGCAACGUGAAGCUGGCGGAUUUUGGAUGUGCGAGAAGGGCAAACGAGUUGAGAAAGUCAUUUGGUGGGACUCCUCUGUGGAUGGCUCCUGAAGUGCUGAGGAACGAGUCUGUUGAGUUGUCUGCAGAUAUAUGGUCCUUGGGUUGCACCGUUAUUGAGAUGGCUACCGGCAGGCCUCCAUGGGCUAAUCAGGUUUCAAAUCACAUCAGUGUUGUUCUCUGGAUUGCCCAUGGUGAUGGGAUUCCUCAGUUUCCACCACAUUUCUCCGAUGAGGGUUUGGAUUUCUUGAGCAUGUGCCUGCAGAGAGAUCCCCGUAAGAGGCCUACCCCUCAACAGUUACUUUCCCAUCCCUUUGUUACUCCCCAACAUCAUUAUGCUUCCUCACCCGCAAGCGUCUUGGAGGUUCACGAUUUCAAGGACUCUUGUGAUGUUCAUCACGAUUUCUCUCUCACAGACACACUUCCUUCUUCUUUCACUGAUUACUCCAAAGGAAUAGCUGCUGUUUGUAAAGCGGAAGACAGUGCUUUGGGCUCAUCGGGGAAUUGGAUUACAGUUAGAUCAGGCUGAAACAUUCAUCAUAGAAUUGUAUAUUUAGAUAGACAAUUUCAAAUGUACAGCAUUCUGUAGGAAACCCAUAGGAUCUCAACUUUCAAUGCCUUUUCCUUUGCCUUCUCAUUUCCCUUUUCUAACCAUUGCCUUACUCUUCUGUACCCACAACUUUGUUAUUAAGGCAUAAAUAAUGCAAGGUUCCUACACACUGCAUGUCAUUUUUUAUAUUAAACCAAACAUUUUAAUACU